Messenger RNA from Eimeria acervulina, 2211 nucleotides. RefSeq lists its product as hypothetical. Gene Ontology annotation, molecular function: transcription coregulator activity. Gene Ontology annotation, biological process: regulation of transcription by RNA polymerase II. Gene Ontology annotation, cellular component: nucleus; SWI/SNF complex. Lineage: Eukaryota; Apicomplexa; Conoidasida; Eucoccidiorida; Eimeriidae. The transcript has a single exon. Bases 1 to 2211 code for a protein of 736 amino acids. The record is from RefSeq and is a predicted model, not a curated record.
AUGGAGCUGCAAGAGCUGCUAAUACAUGAAGGCGUGGCGUCCCUGCUGCAGGAGCACGCUCAGGAGUUUGCUGCUGACAGCAGCAGCAGCAGCAGCAGCAGCAGCGAAGGACGCUGCAACUGUUCACUCUGCAAAACAGAAGCAGCAGCAACAGCCAAAGUAAGAAGCAGAAUCGCAAGGUGCUGCGCAGUUGUCCUGGCGGGUGUCAUCGAAGAUGCAGCAGCAGCAACAAAGCAGCAGCAGCAGCAGCAGCAGCAGCGCAAGCAGCAGCAGCAGCAAAAACAGCAGCAGCAGGGUGGAAAGAGGGCCACAAUAGUCGGGUGCUUCAAAUUGUCAGAGUUCUGUGCAGCGGUUGAGGCAGAGACGCAGCAGCAGCAGCAGCAGCAGUUGCUGCUACAGUCUCUUCCUGCUGCAGCAGCAAAACAUCAAGAGCUGCUGCUCCGAGAUUUGCGCAGUGUACGGGCAGCUCUGCCACUCGGUGUUGAUAUUUUGGGUGUAUGGACACCUGCACAGCUGCAGCAGCAGCAGCAGCAGCAGCAGCAAGAGGAGCAGCAGAAGGAUGCGGUGAAAGAGCAGCAGCUGCAGCAACAGCAGCAACAGCUGCUGCUGCAGCAGUUUGCUGCUGCUGUCAAUAAAGCAAUGAAAGAUUCCACAGGAGCGGAAGCUGAAGGCGACAUCCCUGACUUCUGCAACAGCAGCAGCAGCAGCAGCAGCAGCAGCAGCAGCAGCAGCAGCAGCAGCAGCAGCAUGCGCAACGACUGUAUUGUAUUUGCUCUUCUUCCUUCUAACGAGCAGCAGCAGCAGCAACAAGAUGCGGAGAACCUUGCGGAGUGUUUUACAGCAUUUGAAGUCUCACCAGCAGCAGCAGCAGCAGCAACAGCAGCAGCAGUCGCUGAAGCUGCAGCAGAGAGACAGUUGAAAGUGCGGGUUGAGGACGUGCGGUGGAUGUGGCAGCAGCAAAAGAGUUUGCUGCUGCUGCACAGUCGGCUGCCGAUUGAUUUGCUGCUGUCUGCUGAGGCAGCAGCAGAGUGCUUGCAGCAGCAGCACAUUGCUGCUUGCUGCUGCAACGGGGGAUUGCUGCUGCCGUCGCUCUCUCCUGCUGCAGCAGAAGAGCUGCUGCAGCAGCUUCAGAUGCAAACGCAGUUGCUGCUGCAGCAAGACGGCGUAUUCUUCGGUCUGCCCUCUGGUUGCUGGGUGUCUCCUGCUGCAGCAAACAGCAACAGCAGCAGCAGCAGCAGCAGCAGCAGCAUGACGUUGGCUGCAGCGCUUUCUGCUGCGAAGAAAGCUGCGAAGCAGCAGCAGCAGCAGCAGCGUUCACGCAGCAGCGGCAGUGAUUGUAUCACGAACAGCUGCGAAGCAACAAGCGGAUGCCUGGAGUUUGCUGCUCAAGGUUCGCGGCUGUUACCUCUGCAGCAGCAGCAGCAGCAGCAGCAGCAGCAGCAGCAGCAGCAUAAGCUGCUGGAAGACUUGCUUCUGCAUGUCCCUGUGUCUCGCCGCCUCAGCAGCAGCACAACUGCUGCAGUUAGCUCGCAUAUUAUAUGUGCUGCUGCUGCACCUGGUGCUGGUGCUGCUGCUGCUGACACAGCUGGGCAGCUGCUUGGCCCUGCUGCUGCAGCUGUUUACCCUGCAGCAGGAGCAACAGCAGCAGCAGCAGCACGUCAGGCUGCUAAGGCGGAAAAGGAGCAGCAGCAGCAGGACGACGCGCAGCAGCUGCAGCAAACCCUUGAAGCACAAAGAGCAGCAGCAGCAGCAGCAGCAGGAAGAAGCAACUGCCGAUUCCUGCUGCAGUGCGAUGUAUGCUUGCUGCUGCGGAGAGACACGCAGCAGCAAGAAGCAGCAAAUCUGCUGCUUGCUGCUCUGCUGCAGCAACUGCGCUUCGUAGGCGCCUCUCUUUCGCAGAUGGCAGCAGCAGCAGCAGGAGCAGCAGCAACGCAGAGGCAGCUGCAGAAGGGACCCUUAGGCUCGCAGCCGCUGCUGCUUCAUUCUUUGCUGCAGCAAGGAGACACUUCCUUGCUGCAGUUUUCUGUCUCCUUUGCUUCUUUCCUCCCCUUCGACUCGCCGCUGCCUGUCACAGCCUGCAGCACGGAGCUUCCCUGUAAGCAGCAGCAGCAGCAGCAGCUACUGCAGCAGCAACUGCAGCAGCAACUGCAGCAGCAACUGCAGCAGCACAACCGACUGCAAAGGCACUCCCGCAGCGAUAGCCGCAAAUAA